Messenger RNA from Pangasianodon hypophthalmus (striped catfish), 2907 nucleotides. It is a transcript of the gene fbxw11a, whose product is annotated as F-box and WD repeat domain containing 11a. The record is from RefSeq and is a predicted model, not a curated record. Gene Ontology annotation, molecular function: protein dimerization activity. NCBI's taxonomy places the organism in Eukaryota, Metazoa, Chordata, Actinopteri, Siluriformes, Pangasiidae. Bases 91 to 1860 code for a protein of 589 amino acids. The transcript is spliced from 15 exons.
GGUGUAGUGUUGUGUUGUUUCUGGCUUCACACCUGCCUGCUGUUUGGUGACUGGUUUCCAUUUUCGCAGAGAGGCGGACGGUACAACAACAUGGAGCCGGAGAUGGAGGACAAAACCCUGGAGCUGAUGUGCUCUUUGCCUCGCUCUCUCUGGCUGGGUUGUUCCUCGGUGGCAGAGAGCCUGUGUGCUCUCAGGUGCCUGCAGAGCCUCCCCACCUCCCGGGCCCACAACCAGAACCUAACCGUGAUGGAGUCACAGAAUCUCACUGACGACCUCUCGCCAAAGAAGACGACAGUUUUUAAGCUGGGAAAUGGUACUCUGUCUGGCUCGAGGAAACGUCUGUCACGUGCCACCUUUGAGAAAGAGAAGGAGAUGUGUAUCCAGAUGUUCGAACAGUGGUCAGAGGCUGAUCAGGUGGAAUUUGUGGAGCAUCUCAUCUCACGCAUGUGCCACUACCAGCAUGGCCACAUCAACUCUUACCUCAAACCCAUGCUACAGAGAGACUUUAUAACAGCCCUGCCAGCACGGGGUCUGGAGCACAUAGCAGAGAACAUCCUGUCCUUUCUGGAUGCACGCUCUCUGUGCGCGGCUGAGCUGGUGUGUCGCGAGUGGCACCGGGUCAUCUCAGAGGGCAUGCUGUGGAAGAAGCUCAUUGAGAGGAUGGUGCGCACUGAUCCACUGUGGAAAGGCCUGUCUGAAAGACAUCAGUGGGAGAAGUACUUGUUCAAGAACCGCACAAAUGAAGUCCCACCCAACUCGUACUAUCACUCACUCUACCCUAAAAUUAUACAGGACAUUGAGACGAUUGAGGCAAACUGGCGCUGUGGCAGACACAAUCUGCAGAGGAUCCAGUGCAGAUCAGAGAACAGCAAAGGGGUUUACUGCCUACAAUACGACGACGACAAGAUCAUCAGCGGCCUCCGAGACAACUCCAUUAAGAUCUGGGAUAAGCACACUCUGGAGUGUCUGAAGAUUCUGACAGGUCACACUGGUUCAGUUUUGUGUCUGCAGUAUGAUGACAGAGUAAUAGUGACCGGUUCCUCAGACUCUACUGUCAGGGUUUGGGAUGCAAAUUCCGGUGAGGUUCUGAACACUCUGAUCCACCACAACGAGGCGGUCCUUCACCUGCGUUUCUGUAAUGGCCUGAUGGUGACGUGCUCUAAAGAUCGCUCCAUCGCAGUGUGGGACAUGGCCUCCGCCACUGACAUCAGCCUGCGCCGCGUGCUCGUGGGCCACCGGGCCGCCGUCAACGUCGUCGACUUCGACGACAAAUACAUUGUCUCAGCCUCAGGAGACAGAACUAUAAAAGUGUGGAGCACCAGUACCUGUGAAUUUGUCCGAACACUAAAUGGACACAAGCGAGGUAUUGCCUGCCUCCAGUACAGAGACAGACUGGUGGUCAGCGGCUCCUCAGACAACACCAUAAGAUUGUGGGAUAUUGAGUGUGGGGCAUGUCUGCGAGUCUUAGAAGGCCAUGAGGAACUCGUUCGUUGCAUUCGGUUUGACAACAAAAGGAUAGUCAGUGGAGCAUACGACGGGAAGAUUAAAGUGUGGGAUCUGCAGGCUGCUCUGGACCCUCGUGCUCCAGCCAGCACUCUCUGUCUGCGCACACUAGUGGAGCCAGCAAAAUGCAGCCUAUAUAGGGAGCUGCCUUCUGAUUGGAACACAGUUGGUCAUCUAAAGGAGCAUUCUGGCCGUGUGUUCCGUCUACAGUUUGAUGAGUUCCAGAUCAUCAGCAGUUCCCAUGACGACACCAUCCUUAUAUGGGACUUCCUGAAUGUCUCCCCCAACGGACAGCCAGAAGGACUCCCUCAUGCAGCCAGAUCGCCCUCACGCACCUACACGUACAUCUCCAGAUAGCGGGUGCCUUUGAUGUGUGCCAGUGUGUCCUGGGAAAGCUGAGAUCUGAUUGGCUACGGGCUUUGUCUGUCCCAGAAAGGAGUGAAAGGAACUUCCUCCUUGUUUUGAUCUCUCCGGUCUGAUGGGAAGCUUCUCCAGUAACACUCAACAAGUUUGCCACAGAAACAUAUUCACACACCAACUAUGAGCCGAAAUGGAAACACUGUCUCUGUAAUACAAUAGCACACAGCACAAUUUUAACGGUUUUGCUCUGCAUUAAUUCUAGAUUCACACUGCAAAUGGCAUUUAGAAGCUUGAAAUGAUAUCUAUUGCCAGAGUAUUGCUAAGAACUUCUUAGAAUAUAAUAUAAACUCUUGAUACCUGCACUAACCCCCCUACCCAAGUAUACACAAAACACUCUGUCAAUAGACAAUUUAACUUUUCCGUUUCUCUUCUGAAACUGUUGAAUGGACAGACUGCGGUGUUAGAGAAAGAGACUCUUAACGAACCUGCCAAGGAGAAUGGAGUGAAUGGACUACAUGGACAGACUAGUGAAGUAUUUCUGUCUCUCUUUCUGUCUCUCUGGCCCUGGGCUUUUCUCCAGGACCAGAAAAGUGCACUCUUAUUUAAGCAUCGGAGAAUGACUGCUCUGUGCCGGCAGAACUGAGUUUGAUUUCUCCACCUUGUCUCGUUCUCGUCUCAAGGCUGAGACGGGCAUUGUGCAUGUGAGACAGUGUGGAAUCCCUCCUCCUGGCUCUGCUUUUUUUCUUCUUUUUUGGUUUACUUUCAGAUUGUUUUAUUACUUUUUUAUUUAAUUGUACUCAUUUUCAUUGUAUGCUUAUGCUAGGCAUUGUAGAGCUCUUUGUUCCACUCAAUGGCUAGUGUGUUUCUCAGAUUUCUCUGUUUCAAUCUCUCUCUCUGUCUCUCUCUCUCUAUCUGCCUGCUUGCUGUAUGAUAGCGGAUUUUAGUUGUAAGCCAAACUGUCUUGUCAAAUAUUGUGUUGUAUAUUAAAAUUAUUAUUAUUUUUUAAGAAAAAUACAUUUAUUGUGAAUAAAGUACAAGACCGUG